GCUACCUGUGCCGGGCUCCGUCCGGAGAUGGGUGGGGCGGAGACUUCCGCAGCUGCCCAGCGACCCUUGGCCUCUCCUUUCCGGCUCAGAUGCCCGGCAGCACCCCGCUGGCUCUGCACCGCUGGGGCUGGGGUGCCGCGUCUCCCCGCCCUCCCUCAGGGCCGUUUCCCUCCCCUAAGGCACGGCCACUCCCGUCAAAGGAAGUGAGAGGGGCUGUUGUAAGAGGAACUUGGGCCUAGAGCCAGCCCAGGAGGAGCCGGAGCAGGGUCAUGCCCCAGCCACCCCCAGGAGCCCUGUGAAGAUUCCUCGGCCCGGGACAGUCGCCAGCCCCGCCAUGGGCAGCAAGGAGCGCUUCCACUGGCAAAGCCACAAUGUGAAGCAGAGCGGUGUGGAUGACAUGGUGCUGCUGUCCCAGAUCACCGAGGACGCCAUCGUGAGCAACCUCCGCAAGCGCUUCAUGGACGACUACAUCUUUACCUACAUCGGCUCGGUGCUCAUCUCUGUAAAUCCUUUCAAGCAGAUGCCAUACUUUACCGACCGUGAGAUCGACCUCUACCAGGGCGCGGCGCAGUACGAGAAUCCUCCACACAUCUACGCCCUCACCGACAACAUGUACCGGAACAUGCUCAUCGACUGUGAGAACCAGUGUGUCAUCAUCAGUGGGGAGAGCGGAGCCGGCAAGACAGUGGCGGCCAAGUACAUCAUGGGCUACAUCUCCAAGGUGUCUGGCGGGGGAGAGAAGGUCCAGCAUGUCAAGGACAUCAUCUUGCAGUCCAACCCACUGCUGGAGGCCUUUGGCAAUGCCAAGACUGUGCGCAACAACAACUCCAGCCGUUUUGGCAAAUACUUUGAGAUCCAGUUCAGCCGUGGCGGGGAGCCAGACGGGGGCAAGAUCUCCAAUUUCUUGCUGGAAAAGUCCCGCGUGGUCAUGCAGAACGAGAAUGAGAGGAACUUUCACAUCUACUACCAGCUGCUGGAAGGGGCCUCUCAGGAGCAGCGCCAGAACCUGGGGCUCAUGACGCCCGACUACUAUUACUACCUCAACCAGUCGGACACCUACAAGGUGGACGGCACCAACGACCAGUGCGACUUCAGUGAAACCCUGAGCGCCAUGCAAGUCAUCGGGAUCCCACCCAGCGUCCAGCAGCUGGUCCUGCAGCUCGUGGCCGGCAUCUUGCAUCUGGGUAACAUCAGCUUCUGCGAAGAGGGCAACUACGCCCGGGUGGACAGCACCGACCGCGAGUGCGACCAGGGCCAGGGCUGUCGGGUGGCCUCGGACCGGCCAGGCGGGGGCCGUCCUCCUACCACCAGUUCGUCCUGGCCGGGACUGGGGGCGGCACAUGGGCGGCGGCAGAUCCGGGAAAGACAGGGAGGGAGAGCAACCAUAGCAGGGAUGGAUAGGCAGACACAUUUGAGAGCCACGUGGAAGGCCAUCAACCGUGCGAUGCAGAAGCCCCUGGAGGAGUACAGCAUUGGAGUGCUUGAUAUCUACGGCUUCGAGAUCUUCCAGAAAAACGGCUUUGAGCAAUUCUGCAUCAACUUCGUUAAUGAAAAGCUGCAGCAGAUCUUCAUCGAGCUCACGCUGAAAGCCGAGCAGGAGGAGUACGUACAGGAGGGCAUCCGCUGGACACCCAUUGAGUACUUCAACAACAAAGUCGUCUGCGACCUCAUCGAAAACAAGCUGAGCCCACCCGAAAGCAAACCCCCGGGCUGCACGCCACCACAUGUGACCCAGACCCUCACGGGCUCCGACUCCAGGGCUACCGGAAUCUCCUGGCCCCCACCUUGGCCACAGCCCUCUCCCCAGCGGACGGGGCUGGAGGACACCCCCCCCCACCCAGGAGGGGUCUCCCCACCUUGGGCGGCAGAGCCAGACCACAGCCCAGGGGUCACAGCCCGCAAUCUCCCAAUGGAUAUCCAGUCUCACAUCCGCCUCCAUAUUAAGCAGCAGACCCCGGGGGGGACCCCAGCCCACCGGUCUGGCCCAGGCAGCACCCCAAACUCACUGUCCCGAACCCCCAAGUCGGCCAAGUUGGACCGCUGGAUUACCCAUCCGUUCACCCCAGUUCUGCACCCCUCCCUCCAGGUCUCCUACGACGUCAGUGGCUUCUGCGAGAGGAACCGAGAUGUCCUCUUCUCUGAUCUCAUAGAGCUGAUGCAGACCAGUGAGCAGGCCUUCCUCCGGAUGCUUUUUCCCGAGAAGCUGGACAUGGACAAAAAAGGCCGCCCCAGCACCGCCGGCUCCAAGAUCAAGAAACAAGCCAACGACCUAGUGGCCACGCUGAAGAGGUGCACGCCCCACUACAUCCGCUGCAUCAAGCCCAACGAGACCAAGAGGCCCCGGGACUGGGAGGAGAGCAGGGUCAAGCACCAGGUGGAGUACCUGGGCCUGCGGGAGAACAUCCGCGUGCGCAGGGCCGGCUUCGCCUACCGCCGCCAGUUCUCCAAGUUCCUGCAGAGGUACGCCAUCCUCACCCCCGAGACCUGGCCGCGGUGGCGCGGGGAUGAACGUCAGGGCGUCCAGCACCUGCUCCGGGCCGUGAACAUGGAGCCGGACCAGUACCAGAUGGGGGGCACCAAGGUCUUCGUCAAGAACCCCGAGUCGCUCUUCCUCCUGGAGGAGAUGCGGGAGCGGAAGUUCGACGGCUUUGCCCGCACCAUCCAGAAGGCGUGGAGGCGCCACGUGGCAGUGCGCAAGUACGAGGAGAUGCGAGAGGAAGCAUCCAACAUCCUGCUCAACAAGAAGGAGCGGAGGCGGAACAGCAUCAACCGCAACUUCGUGGGCGACUACUUGGGGCUGGAGGAGCGGCCCGAGCUGCGCCAGUUCCUGGGCAAGAGGGAGCGGGUGGACUUCGCCGACUCGGUCACCAAGUAUGACCGCCGCUUCAAGCCCAUCAAGCGGGACUUGAUCCUGACGCCCAAGUGUGUGUACGUGAUCGGGCGGGAAAAGGUGAAGAAGGGCCCCGAGAAGGGCCAGGUACGUGAGAUCCUGAAGAAGAAGUUGGAGCUGCAGACCUUGCGAGGGGUGUCCCUCAGCACGAGACAGGACGACUUCUUCAUCCUUCAAGAGGCUGCCGCCGACAGCUUCCUGGAGAGCAUCUUCAAGACCGAGUUCGUCAGCCUCCUGUGCAAGCGCUUCGAGGAAGCCGCGCAGAAGCCCCUGCCCCUCACCUUCAGCGACACACUACAGUUCCGCGUGAAGAAGGAGGGCUGGGGCGGAGGCGGCACCCGCAGCGUCACCUUCGCCCGCGGCUCCAGCGACUUGGCUGUGCUCAAAGCAGGUGGCCGGGGCCUCAUCGUUAGCGUGGGAGACGGGCUGCCCAAGAGCUCCAAGCCCACGCGGAAGGGAAUGGCCCAGGGGAGACACCGAAGGCCAGCCCAGGCCCCAACGCGGGCGGCCCCCGGCCCCCCCAGAGCCCUGGACCGAAAUGGGGUACCCCCCUUGGCCAGAGGAGGCCCCCUGGCCCUGGAUAUCACCCCUGGAAGGAGCUCCCAGCAGCCCCCGCGAGGUCCUCCAGCCUCCACCCUUGGGGCCAGCAGACGGCCCCGGGCACGGCCGCCUUCGGAGCACAACACAGAAUUCCUCAACGUGCCUGACCAGGGCAUGGCGGGCAUGCAGAGGAAGCGCAGCAUAGGGCAGAGGCCUGUGCCUGGCGUGGGUCGACCCAAGCCACAGCCGCGGGUGCACAGCCCGAGGUGCCGGGCACUGUACCAGUACAUCGGUCAGGACGUAGACGAGCUGAGCUUCAACGUGAACGAGGUCAUCGAGAUCCUCCUGGAAGACCCCUCAGGCUGGUGGAAGGGCCGGCUUCAUGGCCAGGAGGGCCUCUUCCCGGGAAACUACGUGGAGAAGAUCUGACCCAGAGCCCAGGACUGUGUCCUUUGCCGGGGUGCAGGCAUUGCCAGCGGGAGCUAUGAUUACCUCAGCUGCUUUGGCCACAACGUCUGUGGCCUCUAGCUCAGCCCCUGGAUCUGGGGGUCCCUGCUGCAGCACCCCUUCCUGGGUCCUGACCUCCCUCACUUGCUGCCCAAGCCUCCAUUUCUUCCUGGGUCAAACAGGAUUAAGCCGAGUGUGAUAGCGCACAUGCCUGUCAUCCAGCUUCUUGGGAGGCUGAGGCAGGAGAAUCUCAAGUCUGUGCCCAGACUGGGCAACCUAGCAAGUCCUUGUCUUUAAAAGUGGAGGUGGGGAGCUGAGGUUGGGGCUCGAUAGUCAAGCGCUUGCCUGACAUGCAUGGGUUCCAUCCCCAGGACUUUGAAAAAAAAAAAAAAAAAAA
Messenger RNA from Fukomys damarensis (Damara mole-rat), 4274 nucleotides. It is a transcript of the gene Myo1f, whose product is annotated as myosin IF. The record is from RefSeq and is a predicted model, not a curated record. The transcript is spliced from 30 exons. Gene Ontology annotation, molecular function: microfilament motor activity; ATP binding; actin filament binding. Lineage: Eukaryota; Metazoa; Chordata; Mammalia; Rodentia; Bathyergidae. Gene Ontology annotation, biological process: actin filament organization; vesicle transport along actin filament. Bases 335 to 3859 code for a protein of 1174 amino acids. Gene Ontology annotation, cellular component: plasma membrane; actin cytoskeleton; vesicle.